Cooperia oncophora is the source of this 1812-nucleotide messenger RNA. The record is from the annotation of a GenBank genome assembly. NCBI's taxonomy places the organism in Eukaryota, Metazoa, Nematoda, Chromadorea, Rhabditida, Trichostrongylidae.
AUGAACACAACGAUCAUGCUUUCAGCCCUUGAUGUCGAGUGGGCAAGACGCCUUCGCGAUUUGUUUCUCGGUGUCUGUCGAGUGUUACUGACCCAGUUCACGUUGGUAGACUUGUCGAGACGAAUUACUGGUAGCAUUGUGAACGUGCGAAUGGAUUACAAAUGGAAUGUGGAAGCGAUUGAACAUCUGGCACAUGUCAUGGAUGGUGGUUCAAAUGUGGACGCGACACUGUUUGCGCAGCGAUUCUUCCGUGUCAUAGGCUCAAAUGAUGCUUCGCGGAUUCCGGUGAUCAAAGAGGUGGAAAUCAUUUUGCGAGAAUGGAUUGGGUUGUGUUACACGCCAAUGGCUCAAAGAAAUCCAAAGGAGGCAUUGUUCCAAAUGAUUGUGAUGAUGCAUGAGCAUGGUGUCUUGUCGGGCGAUGAGAAGAUCUCCCAGUUCAUUCGAAUGUGCACCGAAAUGUGUGUAGAUGUUGCCCUGCGACUUCUGAAGACCGACGCGUCUACACCAGUCAGCCCAUCGAAUAUUGUGCGACAACGAUGUUACUACACCCUGGAUGCGUUUGUCAAGCUGAUGGCGUAUUAUUCUGACGGUGGAAGUGCCUCUCCAUCUGGCACGUCCAAAAUAGCGCUUCUAAAGAAAGUCCUGCACAUCAUCACAAGCGUACUCCACGUAGACCAUGAGGUUCGACGAGCAGAGUUCAACGCAAUGCCGUAUCAUCGGAUUCUGAUCACCUUAUUCAUCGAGCUAACCACGCCAGAUGGAUCGAAUCUGGAGCCAAUCGCGUGGUCAAUAAUUGAAGCCUUCGGACAGAAUGCGUUGUUCAUGUUGCAACCACGACGAUGUCCGAGCUUUGCAUACGCGUGGUUGGAUUUCGUCGGUCACCGAGCUGUGAUUGGAGCUCUUCUGGGAGGUAACGGCUUCGCUGAAAGCGUUGAUCCAAUGAAGACAUCGGCGAUGUACACGCAGUUGUUGAUCUGCCAUCUGAAAUUCCUCGCCCCUUUCUUACGAAAUAUUCAGCUGCCAAAAUCGAUAGCGGUCUUGUAUAAAGGAACGCUUAGGGUUCUGUUAGUUAUUCUGCACGAUUUCCCUGAGUUGUUAUGUGAAUACCAUUAUGUCAUCAUUGACACGAUACCACCGAAUUGCGUUCAACUUCGGAAUCUUGUUCUUUCGGCGUAUCCUCGAAACAUGCGAUUACCAGACCCGUUCGCGUUGAAUUUCAAGCCGGAAAUGGCGAUUGAACCGAAAUCGAAUUUGAAUAUGGCGUCCAUCAUUCCGGAUUCGAUUCGUCUGCCUCUCGAUGCGUACUUGAAGACCCGUUCAGCGGUUGAUUUCCUGUCAGCGUUACCCGGCAUGUUGCAGAUAUCCGAAACACCCGGCUCCAAAUACAACAGUACAGUUAUGAAUGCGAUGGUGUUAUACGUUGGAAUGAAAGCCAUCGAAAGCUUGCACGAACGGCGACAACGUAUUUCGAUCCACACGAUUGCACAUACAGCAUUUAUGGAUAUUUUCCAAAAUCUUGCUGUACAGUUGUGUACUGAAGGCCGAUAUCUGCUUUUCAAUGCAAUCGCGAAUCAGCUUCGUUAUCCAAAUGCGCAUACUCACUACUUUAGUUGUGUGUUCUUGUUUUUGUUCUUGAACUCGGAUCAUGAUGCGAUACAGGAACAAAUCACACGCAUUCUCUUCGAACGAUUGGUAGCUUUGCGUCCACAUCCGUGGGGUUUGCUCAUCACGUUCAUCGAACUAAUCAAAAAUCCCGUCUACAACUUCUGGAAGUACGAGUUCACCCGGUGCGCUCCUGAAAUUGAGCGGUGA